Messenger RNA from Cylindrotheca closterium, 1122 nucleotides. NCBI's taxonomy places the organism in Eukaryota, Bacillariophyta, Bacillariophyceae, Bacillariales, Bacillariaceae. The record is from the annotation of a GenBank genome assembly.
AUGAAUCAACUAUGCGGCCUAGAAUUAGAGUCAACAAUCGAUGACUACCUCUCUGAAGCGGAAAGAAUCGCGUUGAAGGAAUUUACCGAAGUCUAUGAAGGCACUUGUCCAGAGGCCAUUUCGCCAGCAUCCAAAGUCUCUCCCCAAUUUGGAAUGUUGGACGAACACCACCAUCUUCACAGCGAGGACGGAUGGAGAAAACUCGACCAAGUGACCCUGUAUAGAUUUCUAUGCGCCGACAGAGUCAGUCCAACUGGUAAAUUUCAGCAGGCGAAGAGUCUCGAUCGAUUGCAGCGGGCACUGCGCCACAGGACUGUCUCCAAAGCUGACGCUAUCCUGGACUGGUGGAUGGAUCGGCUGGAACAACAAGGACACCACGUCAAAGCAGGAAGCGGAGAGCCACGAAAACCCAAUCGCAUGCUGAGGAAAUUGUCAUCUUCUUCGUUGUAUUCCUCGUCGAGCAUUGCGACUGGUUCAUUCCGAAUUGAAGAAGGAGCUGAUACUUCUCUGCUGGAAGAUGUCGAAUUUGUUCCGCAUCAUCAAAUCCGACACCCUGGAUUUUCUGCGAUCGACUUGGAAAAAUACCGACGACUGCGGAUUAGAGAAUUCUCUGGGCGAUGUCACAAAGGUCAGCCUGUCCUGUUUGAACGAUUGGGAGCUUUUUUGGGAUCUGGCAAUCAUGUCCACUUUUCUCACGAGGAAUGGAUGCAGUUGUACAUUUGGGAUUUGGAACGUCAUUUCAUCGAAAUGAGAGAGGCAGCCAAGGCCAAUGGGAAACCUGUACACAAGUACAUCUUUUGCGGAGAUGGCCAAGGUAUGGUGGAGGCAAUCAUGAAUCGAUCCAUUUGGAAGGUGGUUCCUCUUUUGAAAGCGUACAAGGCAGUGGAAGACUUUUACCCAGAGAUUGCUGAUACCAUCAUUUUGUUCAAUGUACCCAAGAUCGCCACUUUCUUCUACAGGAUGGUCCGUGGAUUCCUCGAUCCGGUGACUGCAGAAAAGAUAAAUUUGUAUUCCACUUCCGAUUACAAAGAAGUGUUUUCCAAAAUCAUGCCUCUGGAUGCCGUACCUCAGGAAUAUGGCGGCACUAGCAAGAAGCAGUAUCCCAAAAUGGCGUCUAGCUAG